Messenger RNA from Linum trigynum, 1470 nucleotides. Lineage: Eukaryota; Viridiplantae; Streptophyta; Magnoliopsida; Malpighiales; Linaceae. The record is from the annotation of a GenBank genome assembly.
GCCUUGUGAUUGUUGAGUACAUAUCCCAAACCCUGCGGAAUAUUGAUGAUCUGUGAAAUAUUUUGUUUCAACAUUUGAAACUGCAAGACUAGAAGGAGUUUCUAUUGAUUGAGAUCCAGAGUUAAAGUUCGCCAUGAACAAGGAAGUACAGAGCAGGGAGUCAGGUUCUGCUCAGAGUCACAUUCCUUAACAAAUUCGCAUUCCAUUAUUCCUUAUCCAAUGAGUUAACAGAAUUCGAGUUAGGGGUUUUACUAACAGUUUAUAUUGAACAAAUCUCUCUGCCCCAAUUCCUCACCAGCUCCCGACAAGCUUCAACAAUGGCGACUUCUUCUUCUUCCCCUGCCAAAUCCAACGAAAAUUGGUCCCCGGAUUCGUUUUCCGAUUUUGCAAGGUUCGAGAGAGGUCCCAUUAGAGGCACCGGCGAGUUGCAGACCGCCAUUGUCAGUUACCGGAAGCGGUCCCCUGAGUCUACUAUCCAGGUUGAUUUGGUUUCCGCCUUCCACAUUGCUGACAUAGAGUCAAAGAGUAUUACUCGGCCCUCCAGAAAGAGCUCGAGUCUUACGACUGUGUCCUCUAUGAACUGGUGACCAGUGGAGAAAGUUCAGAUGUAGUGAAGAGAGGAAACCCAGAAACUGCUGCAAUGCGGCGGCUGAAUUGGAGAACAAUGUAGAGCUGUUUCGACCUUGUACUUGUAGAUUUCACUUUCCGUAUCAUGGCUCGAAUUCUAUCCCUCGAUUGCCAGGGGAAGUGUCUCGAUUACGAGGCGGAUAAUUGGUACCAUGCUGAUCUUGAUUACAAGACAUUCAAACGACUUCAGGUUCAGUGGUGGUUUCCAUCGGUUUGCCAUUCACACGUUCCAUUCAUUUCGAUUCGAUAUGGCUGUCUUAUGAACCUACUGUAUUUCACUCGCAGCAUGAAAAGGGUGAAAGCAUUUUGACAUUUGCAAUACCCUAGUCGACAGCUAAGCUGCUGAUCUGGGUGGCGUAUCUUAUGCUUCCGGUAUCCGUCUGCAUCAUUGCCUUUCAUCUCUACAAUGGGAGGAGUCCAGUUUCGUACUUCUCUGAACUAGCAGGUGCACUCUCCCGACUCGACUCUGAUGCUGCCAUCAAGAUCUCUCUUGCCAACCUUGCCUAACUGGAUCACCGCCUGGUCAAUAGAGAAAGCUUCAGGGUGGACAUUGCACCGUUGCCUAACUCUGGCAUUGCUCCUUGUGCUCGCAUUGUUCUCGUCGUUCGUUUCAGGGAUCUCCAGUUCUGGAAGAUCUUUCUCCGGUAUUCAGUCGAUUUCAUGUCCCGAAUUGCAGAUUAUGUUAGUCGAUGCCUGGUGUGAGAAUAAUCCAGCACCUCGUCUUCUUCUUCUUUUUUUUUUACUUUCUCGCAGAUUCUUGUCAGCGAUCGAUUUAUCCAAAUGCUUACUCAACUACAGUGAAUUCAUUUCAGGACACCCUGUUGAUAAAUUGUGAAAGGUUUU